Molecule: messenger RNA, 3510 nt
Organism: Phragmites australis (common reed)
Lineage: Eukaryota; Viridiplantae; Streptophyta; Magnoliopsida; Poales; Poaceae
Product: synaptotagmin-4-like
Exons: 16
Coding region: 799-3261 (820 amino acids)
Molecular function (GO): lipid binding
Source: RefSeq, a predicted model, not a curated record
UAUCCCAUUUGGCCCCUAUCACGAACUCGGAUGAAUUUUGUUGACCCGAGCAAGGUAGCAAAGCAAGCCGAAACGGCAACGAGGUCACGUCCGCUGCAUCUAGAGGCGAUGAGUUCCCUGCACUCCAAAUUUGACGCCUUCAAAUGCACCAAAAGUCCAAAACUACACGAUUCUCCCCUCCCAACCCUCCUUGUUCUCACCAAUCGAACCCACGGAAGAUUCGCCUCCUGUCCCUUACUCCAGUUCUAGGUUCUUGGACUUUGGAGCCGCUCCAAAGUCCAAACCUUCAAAGUCUGAUCUUUCCCUUUCCCGCAAAGAGAGAAAAAAAAAUCGGUCUUUGCCGAUCUCUUUGGGGUUUAGUACCGGCGAGUGGUGACUUGUGCUCGAGAGGCGGCUCCGUGGCUGCAGGAGGCUCGUAAUCGGUUCUAUGACUUGAGGGGUUGAGGUUUUAGGGCUCAAUCGGGUCCCCAAGUGCGUCUGCGGUGAGCUAGAUCGGAAAGGAGGCGUCUUGGAGGCAGCUACUGGAAUCUACAGCGCUCAAUUGAAGGCUACCUGAGAGGAUUGGAAAUUUGGGAUUCUCUCUCUAGGAGCGGGGGAUGUGAAAGAUCUCAUUAGUGUGGGCAGGUACCCAUUACUCACAGUGCAAAUGGGGGUGAGCGAGUGGCCAAGGAUGACAGGAACUCAAGAACAAGUGGAAACAAAGGCGUAAAACACCAAAGGUAUCUGUACCAAGGUGUCUCCUACAAGAGACGCGAGAAAGGAGCUUGUUGCUUAAGCUACGGAGAGAAGGGAGGAGAGAUGGUGAAGAAGCUGAAGGAACUGUAUGGCAAGGAUGCACGGGAGUUCUUUAACCAGGUCAUGGUGGAGCAGCCCUUGUUGCCCUUCCUGAUCCCACUCGGCCUGUUUGUGUGGUUCGUUGAACGAUGGGUUGUGCCAUUCUCGAACUGGGUUCCCCUCGCUGCUGCCGUUUGGGCAACCAUUCAGUAUGGGAGGUUUAAAAGGAGGACAGCUGUAGAAGAUUUGAACAAAAGAUGGAAGCAUCUUAUACUGAAUACAACACCAACCACACCAAUAGAGCCUUGUGAGUGGUUGAACAAACUUUUGUUACAAGUUUGGCCCAAUUACAUGGAACCAAAACUAUCAAGAAGGUUUCAAUCUACUGUUGAGAGACGUUUAAAGAAUCGAAAACCAAAACUAAUAGAUAAAAUAGAAUUACAGGAAUUCUCACUUGGUUCUUGUCCACCUACCUUGGGAGAUCAGGGGAUGCGCUGGAUCACUUCUGGUGACCAGCAAGUCAUGUGCUUGGGAUUUGAUUGGAAUAGCCAUGAGAUGAGUGUAAUGUUUUUGGCGAAAUUAGCAAAGCCACUGAUUGGCACUUGUCGCAUUGUUAUCAACAGCAUUCACAUCAAGGGAGAUCUUCUACUAUCACCCAUACUUGAUGGUGAAGCUAUUCUCUAUUCUUUUGAAUCUACCCCAGAAGUCAGGAUUGGGGUAGCAUUUGGGAGUGGUGGAAGCCAAGCAAUUCCUGGUAUGGAGUUGCCAGGUGUCUCGACAUGGCUGGUAAAGCUUUUGACUGAAACCAUAGUGAAGACAAUGGUUGAACCUCGUCGCCUAUGUUUUUCUUUGCCAUCAGUAGAUUUAGGGAAACGAGCAGUUGGAGGUGUUCUUUCAGUUACUGUUGUUUCAGCUAGUAACCUUGGUAAAAGGAGCACAGCUAUUGAGUUAGGGAACCACCAAAGCUCAAGUGGAGGAACCAUGUCUGGAAUUGCUGAUAACAAGGUAUCACAGACAUUUGUUGAGCUAGAAGUUGGCAGUUUGAUGAGAAAAACAAGUACCUGUAAGGGUCCAAAUCCUACAUGGAACAGCACAUUUAACAUGGUACUGCAUGGAGAGACAGGUGUUGUCAAGUUUCUUCUGUAUGAAUUGGAUUCUGGUGGUGUCAAAUUUAAUUACUUGACAGGAUGUGAGAUAAAGGUCAAGUAUGUUCAUGAUGGUUCAACAAUGUUUUGGGCUAUAGGGCAUAACUCUGGCGUCGUCGCAAAACAUACUGAGCAUUGCGGACAAGAAGUUGGAAUGGUUGUUCCAUUUGAGGGUAUUCAGGGCGAGUUAACUGUUAGCCUUGUGCUAAAAGAAUGGCAGUUCUCUGAUGGGUCGGUUACAUUGAGCAAUUCUCCGAGCAAUGGACUUCAAUCCCCACUUGAUGGAUCACCAAGGUCUCAGUCCAGAACAGGAAGGAAGCUUAGGGUCAAAGUAGUUGAGGGUAGGGCCCUCACAGCGAAUAGUAGAUCUGCAAAAUGUGAUCCUUAUGUGAAACUUCAUUACGGAAAGGCUAUAUACCGAACGAAAACGCUAUCCCAUACAGUUCGACCAGUUUGGAAUGACAAGUUUGAGUUCGAUGAGAUUGUUGGUGGUGAAUAUCUAAAGAUCAAAUGCUACAGUGCAGAUAUAUUUGGUGAUGAAAGCAUUGGUAGUGCAAGAGUUAAUUUAGAGGGACUCUUAGAUGGUGCUAGCCGUGAUGUCUGGGUCCCACUUGAAAAAGUAAAUUCGGGAGAGAUCAGGCUUGAAAUAGAGCCAAUAAAGAAUGAUCACAACAAUAGCAUGCAGAGCUCAAGUAGUAUAGUUGAAUCUGGUUGGAUUGAGCUAGUUAUAAUUGAAGCCAGAGAUCUUGUUGCUGCCGAUCUGAGAGGCACUAGUGAUCCUUAUGUCAGGGUGCAAUAUGGGAACAGGAAGAAACGAACCAAGGUCAUUUACAAAACACUCUCCCCGCAGUGGAACCAGACAUUUGAGUUCCCAGAAACUGGAGAACCCCUGACUUUGCAUGUCAAGGACCACAACGCGGUCCUUCCAACCGCUAGUAUUGGCCAUUGCACUGUCGAAUACAGCAUGCUCUCUCGAAAUCAAUCUGCCAAGAAAUGGAUACCGCUCCAAGGAGUAAGAAGCGGAGAAAUCUAUGUAAAAAUUGCACGAAGAGUUCCCGACUUGCAAAAGAAAACCACGCUAGGGACAGAUGCAUCUGGCGAAGGACACAAGAUAUCAACACAGAUGAGAGACAGCUUGAAGAAAUUUACAGGCUUGAUUGAUGAGGGCGGUGACCCAGAGGCCCUGUCGUUAGCCGUGACAGAGAUGGAAGGGAUCCAGGGCGAGCAGGAACUGUACAUAGAUCAGCUCGAGCGGGAGAAGGCAAUGCUUUUGCACAAAACUCAUGAGCUUGGUUCUGAAAUCAUUAGAACGUCAUCUGGCCCUCCAAAGACGCCAUACUAGUUAGACCAACAAAUGUACUCCACUGAACACGAUAGUAUCCGCAAAUCGCAACUAUAUUUAUGGGCAAAGACCUGAUCCUACAUAGAUCUAUAUAUACUUCUACAGAUACCAGUGAGCGGUAACUUGUAAGUAGCCAGAUGGGUAGAUAACCUUAGGUGCAUUUGUAAUGGAAAAGAGAACAUAUAAGUUGAUUAUUUGAUUUUUGAGCAAACCAAGAAAUCAAUGACAAAUACAUCACUUCUUUAACUA